This is a messenger RNA of Microthlaspi erraticum, 1812 nucleotides long. Lineage: Eukaryota; Viridiplantae; Streptophyta; Magnoliopsida; Brassicales; Brassicaceae. The record is from the annotation of a GenBank genome assembly.
AUGCGAACUCGAUCGAGUCGGUCAACUGAAGACUUGGUCGAGCUAGACUUACAACGGGUAGAAAGAGGGUUCAGAGGUCACAGAGGGUACAAGAGGAACCUGAGGUGCUUGUUGCUGAUACAAUGGAUGUACCAGAGGGGAAUGGAAACCCUUUGGGAUGGACUCGGUCGAGCUAGGCAAACUCGACCGAUUGGUCAAGGAGAUGCUCCAAACCGCCACCAACAGAGACAAGGGAUUGUUCCACCACCAGUGCAGAACCACAACUUUGAGAUCAAGCUGGGAAUGAUCAACCUUGUCCAGAACAAGAUGUUCCAUGGAUUGCCAAGUGAAGACCCCAUUGACCACCUUGAUGAGUUUGAUAGGCUUUGUGAUUUGACAAAGAUCAAUGGUGUCUCUGAAGAUGCCAUCAAGCUGAGACUCUUUCCUAUGUCUCUAGCUGACAAAGCUCACCAAUGGGAGAAGAGCUUGCCCCAUGGCACAAUCACCACUUGGGAUGAAUGCAAGAAGGCCUUUCUUGCUAAGUUUUUCUCCACCGGUCGCACAGCCAAGCUUAGAGGAGAGAUAUCCAGCUUCAUCCAGCGAAACAAUGAGACAUUCGCAGAGGCUUGGGAGAGGUUCAAAGGCUACACAAGUCAGUGCCCACACCAUGGAUUCAACAAUGAAUCACUACUCUCCACUCUUUAUAGAGGAUGCUUGCCUAGGUAUAGGGAGAUGCUAGACACAGCUAGCAAUGGGAACUUCCUCAACCAGGAUGUAGAUGAUGGCUGGCAACUUGUGGAGAACAUAGCUAACUCAAAUGGAAGCUAUGGAGAAGAGUAUGAUCGCACCAACCGGAGCUCGACCCACCACUCGAUCGAGUCAGACGAAAAGUUGAGAAAAGAUGUUAAGGCAUUGAAUGAGAAGUUGGAUAAGCUGAUCCUAGCUCAGUCCACAAUGAAGAAAGUCAACUUUGUGUCUGCUGAGGAGAUGGAACCAGUCCAAGAAGGGGAGGAUACACAAUUUGCUGAGGUAUGCUACAUGAGCAAUGGGCAAGGAGGUUACAACAAAGGAUACUAUAACUACAAGUCCAACCCUGCCAUGUCAUACCGCAACACUGAUGUUGCUAACCCUCAGGACCAAGUCUAUCCUCAACAACAAGCAGCUCGAUCGAGUCAAGGCCACAACAUGGGCUUCCCCCACCAACCGCCCCAGCCUGCACCUUCACAAGAGAAUGAGCUCAAGGCAAUGCUAAAGCAACUACUUCAAGGGCAAGCUGAUGGGGUAGUGGACACAAGCAAGAAGCUAGCUGAAAUAAACUCUAAGAUCGAGAACCUCAACACAAGGGUUUACUCUCUGGAGAAUCAUGCUUCUUCUGUUGCUGCUGCUACAAAGCAAGGACAACUACCUGGUAAAGCUAUUCAGAACCCCAAGGAACAGUGCAAGGUCAUCUUCACUCAAGAAGGACUUGUUGAAGAAGAGGAUCAAGAAAGGGUCAUUGAAGAUUUUUGUUUACUGCUGAAUGAUGAAGAGAUUGUUGCUGCUGAGGCUCCUGGAGUCCAGAUUGAUCAACCAGAAGUGCAUGCACCUACUGUGGCCAUUCACACUUCACCAGUUGAGCUCGCACGACAAGCUCGAUCGGCAGCUCGAUCGAGUCCAACUCUAGCUCGAUCGAGUCCGACCUCUUCUGUCCGACAGCCUGUUUUGCUUGAUCCUUAUCAACCGGUUGCCGCUUCCUCGUCUCGCCUACUUAGUCAAGGUCACAAGGAAGUGAUUCACAAGUUCAGAAGAGAUCUCAGUGGGAUUGGAAUUGAGUUGCCUCUAUGGAUAGCAUGA